This is a messenger RNA of Erpetoichthys calabaricus (reedfish), 2015 nucleotides long. It is a transcript of the gene sapcd1, whose product is annotated as suppressor APC domain containing 1. The coding region runs from base 1289 to 1828 and encodes 179 amino acids. Lineage: Eukaryota; Metazoa; Chordata; Cladistia; Polypteriformes; Polypteridae. The record is from RefSeq and is a predicted model, not a curated record. The transcript has 5 exons.
UUUUUUUUUUUAAUGUGUGUUACUUUUUCUGGAAAAAGUCAAAGGUUGACUGAUAGUCUGUUGUGUCAGCUGCUUUGUGCAGGAGCACAUUGAAAGUAAAGAGCAAUCAGGGGGAUGAUUGGUGGAGUUCUCAGGGUGCACACAUAUGUUAUUACAAUAUGCAUUCUGUUAACAUUUUUAAAUUAAAACUGUUAGGAGUAAAAUAUCACUUGUCCAAGCACUGUAAUACAGUUUAUGGUGCUAAGAAACACCACCACAUUCAACCAAGAACCACCUCUCAUCCAUACCUCCACCCCCACAGAUAAAAAAGUGUGCAGCUCCAUCAGCCAAAAUUAUGCUCUAGUGCUGUUGCUGUCAACUCUAAACUAAAAGUUUACGACAUGUGCAUGUGUGUUCAGUAACCUUUAUUUCUGUUUUUUGUGAUUGAGAAGCACCCUGGGGUUCCUUCUUUGGGUUCGCAGUAAUACUGCCUUGAAAAGUGAUCCUGCCCUGAAUCAAAUGGAUUUUGACAAUGAAUAAGUGAAGAAAAAAUAGAAGUGUGUGAGUAUUUACUUUUACUAGGAAUGGUGGGAUUUAGUUUUCCUCUUCAGGUUGUAUCCAAAGCUUUCCCCUAUCUAUACUUCUCUACAAUAAUUUCUUCUCUGUUGCUCACAUUCAAGAUUUUGAAAUGCAUUUCAAUGUGCUUUCCUGAAGUUCCUAUGCUAUGACUCCGCUGUUGCAUUUAAAAUGUUUAAUAACCAAAUGUAUGUAAAAUUUUAUAUUAAGAAAUACCAUUUUAAAAAGACAAUGAUCUUAAAGAGUGUAAACUCUGCUCUAGUGCAAUAACGAGUACAACACAGCAGCACACCACAAUGUGAGGAAAACUUCAAAGAGAAAGAGAUGUGUGAUAAGAAAACAAAGCACAGUGAAGAGAAGCGCCGCUGCAAAAGUUCAAUGCCUGCCCAAUAAUAAAGUAGGUUGAUUAGGCUGCACACAUUUGCUGGCCUUAGGCCACAGAUAUCUAUAAUGUAGGAAGGUGACUCAUUGAUUUAUUCUGAAACAAGCUCUUUGAAGGGUGGGUCAUCAAAAAUUGCAGUCAAACAGCAGUGACUACUGCUAAUACAACACUACUCUCAGAACUAUUCAUCUGUUAUGUAGUGCCUUUUCUACAAAACAACAACUUUACCAGCAUCUGAGUGCUUCAUGUUUUCAGGCUUGGAUUCGCUUUCCCUGCAAUGAUCUCCUGUGGGAUGAAGCAAAAGAAUGACAAAUGAAUUCAGCACUGACAUGACCACACUAUUCUUCACUCAUGUCCUGCUCAGCAAGCUACACUGUGGUUAUCAUCCCUCUUCAGAACAGUCGGAGGAGUAAGGAAGCACUCAGAUUCUUCCUCUGGCUGAAACUGUUGAAAGAAUUAGAGAAAGAGAAGGAUUGUCUCUGUAAUGGUCUUGAAGUCUUGGAGAGAGCCCGCCUUUGGUUCUGCCAGCAAAUCUACAAGCUGCAAUGUAAACAGCAAGUGGUUGGGACCAAUACAUUGGACUGGCGUGUCUCUGCAGGGCACCAUCAUCACCAGGCUCGUAUUCAAGAAAUGAACUUCUGUCUUAACAAACUCUCAAGCCUUAUGAACAUGAAACCUGCUUCUUAUCAACUGACUGGCACACAUGAUGUUAAGCAGGAGAUCAUCUCUGCAAUUCAAGUCAAGAAUAGAAUGUUAAUGAAGGAAUCAAGUGAGAAGACACUGAAGAUUUCACUUUUGGAGCAAGAAAGAAAUGACCUCAUACAGCAACUGAAUGAACUUCAAUCUCAUAUCAAACAUGGAUGCUUGCCUGAAAAUGCUGUUCCCCACUGAGAUAACAAUUUUCUGCAAUGUUCUAUUCAGAUAAAAACCUAAUGUAAUGUUUGAGUUAUCUUAAAUAAUACUAGAAUAAUUUUACUUUCCCAAACUCCUAAAAUUCAAUGACAAAUUCUUCUUCUUUCCUAUAUCUGUCCCUCUGUCUUUAGGUCAUAGUCUUUCUUUUGCCUAACUUCCCAUCUGA